This is a messenger RNA of Adineta steineri, 1143 nucleotides long. The record is from the annotation of a GenBank genome assembly. NCBI's taxonomy places the organism in Eukaryota, Metazoa, Rotifera, Eurotatoria, Adinetida, Adinetidae.
AUGUCGGAUUUUUGUGAUGCAACAUAUACAUAUUAUUCAAUGGAUCAUCUACCUGACUAUGAUAACCUUACUGUUAAUAAUCGAUCAACCAAACGAAUUAAAUUGCGUAAAUAUGCUAUUUAUCUAACAUGUAUUUUAGUUUUAACAAUAAUAAUGACGGGAGUGAUUCUCAUAUUGAAACAAAAGCGAUUAAAUAAAAAAAUAAAAAUUAUAUUAAGUACACCAAAACCAAUAAAACAUAAUAUUUCAUUUAAUUGUCAAUUACCGAUUAAUCCAACGUAUAAAAAAAAUUGCACCAUUGUUGCUGGAGUGUUAUCCACAUCUAAUGAUAAAUUAAAUGAAUUAAAUGGACCAACAUCUGUUUAUCUUGAUCGUGAAAAAAAUAUUUAUGUUGCUGAUACAACAAAUCAUCGAAUUCGAAAAUAUUCUUCUGAAAAUUCUAAUACAAGUGAAACCCUUAUUGAUGAAACAUCAAAUAUAAAUUAUCCACGUUGUUUAUUUAUUGAUCAAGAAUCGAAUUAUUUAUUUUUUCUUGAUCAAGAUAAUCAAGGAUAUUAUCGUGUACAAUUACUUAAAUUAAAUUCAAAUCCAUUAAAAUCAACAAUUCUUGUUGUUGGAAAUCAAACAAGAUCAUAUGGAAUGAGUUUAGAUGAAGAUUUCAAUAUUUAUGUAUCAGAAUAUAAUAAUCAUCGAAUUGUUAAAUGGUUAUCACCAAAUUAUAAUAACUAUUUAAUUAUUGUUGUUGAAAAUCAAUUAACUUAUCCAAAAAGUAUUUAUAUUGAUCAAAAAACAAAUAAUUUAUAUGUUGCAGAUAAAAAUCGAAUUCAAUGUUGGAUAAAUAAUUCUAAUAAAAGUCAAAUUGUUAUGCAAGGUGGAUCAGUAUGCCCAAAUGCAAUUGAAUAUGAUUGUCAUGGAAAUCUUUAUAUAUCUCAAGAUAGAACAAUUAAAUUAAUCAAUCAAAAUACAGGUUUACCAGGAAUUGAUAUUAUUGGAAUUCAAUCUUAUUCUCAAUGGGUUCAAAAUUUUAGAAAAAAUGAUGAUUUUUCUUAUCCAGAAGGAAUUUAUCUCGAUAAAACAAAUGGAGAUCUAUAUGUUACUGAUUCAUCUUUUAAUUUAAUAGAAAAAUUUACUAUUGAAUUCUAA